Molecule: messenger RNA, 4779 nt
Organism: Nerophis ophidion (straightnose pipefish)
Lineage: Eukaryota; Metazoa; Chordata; Actinopteri; Syngnathiformes; Syngnathidae
Gene: ppp1r37
Product: protein phosphatase 1, regulatory subunit 37
Exons: 13
Coding region: 702-3800 (1032 amino acids)
Molecular function (GO): protein binding
Source: RefSeq, a predicted model, not a curated record
ACGUGCUGACGUCACGCCUGUGAACAACAAACGGUUGUUGGACUUUUCACAAGCUAGCUUACCUUGCGAGACUUGUCGCGGCGGCGGACACAAACACCUUCGUCCCCCUUUUUUUUUUUUUCUUCCUCCGGCUGCCCGAGCUCCAUGUGACUGGAAACCAUCCUCCCGUCUAAAGUGUGUCGAGCAGGUGUGUUGUCCGGAAGCCUGGAAGUAACAUGUUGUGUGACGCCUGUUUUCUUCUCUAGCCGCCCGCUCUUCAAAGAAGCUCGUGAUGUGACUUUUACAGCCGGACGGAGAAAGGGACGUAACAUCUUUAUUUUUAUUAUAAUUUUUUUUUUUUUCAAGCCCAGGAUAAUGGACUUUGUCCGAGCGAGCAUACACGGCCUUGGGUGUCAUUGUUGCUGGUCAACUUUAGCCUGCAAGCUAACGGCAGCUCGCUUCCCAAUACAGAUGAAAGUAAAGCCGACUUCGAUGACGUAAUGGGGGCAAAAAAAAACCUGAAUUAAGUGUGCAAAAGUUGUCUUUCUAGACUGUUGCAUUGCUCAUGUCAUAAACCGGCAUCUUAUGCUGUGUUAUUAAUUACCUCUACACUGGCCCUCCUAAUUCAAAAGGCAAUAAUUAAUUGUAUUUUUUUGCACCGACAAGGUUCCUGUCUGCCAAGGUUUGUGUAGUAAUGACCUAGCCCAACCGGACAUGAAAAUAUGAAUAUCGAAGAGCAGCGUUUAGAUUUGUGCAACGCCAAGACCAAAGCUAGUGAAGAACACAACACCGGCAUCAUCAGCGACGGGGUCAUCCCAUGCAUUUCCGAGCUGAUCGCAGAAACGAACAUCCCGGCCGAGACCAUGCCUCAGCUCACUGACAACCUCCAGGCGGUGGAGGGGGACAACCACCAGGUGAAGGACACACUGGAGAUGGACCAGGUCAAUGGGAACCCCAAUGACGGGGAUCACAAAGACAAUGGCGGCGUGGAUGGAACGAAGGACGCCAAGGAGCCUUCGAGUUAUGAUGACGACGGCGGGGAGAUGGACAUGGGCGUGGAUCUGAGCCUCGAUGAGAGCGGCGUCUUGGAGGAGGCUGAGUCGACGCAUGUCACGUCGCCGUCAGAUGAUGUUCUGCAUGCCUCCGGCCAUGUUGUCCAGGCCGGGACAGAGGCAGACGCAGUCCAGGCGGACACUGAGGUUUCUGUUGCCGAGCUCCAGACUGUGCUGUACCCCACGGUGGAGGAAGGGGACGAGAAACACAAACUGAGCGGCAAGAGGGUGAAAUUUCCUUCGGAUGAGGACAUCGUUUCUGGAGCAGUGGAACCCAAGGACCCCUGGAGACAUGCUCAGAAUGUGACGGUGGAAGACAUAGUGUCUUCUUACAAACAGGCGUGUCAGAAGCUGAACUGCAAACCUAUUGCCAAAGUGCUCAAACAGAUUCAGGAACUUAAAGACCUUACGCAGCGGAACGAAUGCUUGGAUCUAAAAGGUGAAAAGUUGGACUACAAGGCGUGCGAGUCUCUGGAAGAGGUUUUGAAGAGAGUCCAGUUUAAAGUGAUCGACUUGGAGCAGACUAACCUGGAUGAAGAUGGUGCCUCGGCUCUGUUUGACAUGAUCGAAUAUUACGAGUCUGCCACGCAUCUCAACAUCUCGUUCAAUAAACACAUCGGCACGCGAGGAUGGCAAGCCGCCGCUCAUAUGAUGAGAAAGACGAGCUCGCUCCAGUAUCUGGAUGCGAGAAACACUCCUCUGCUGGACCACUCGGCUCCCUUUGUGGCUCGAGCGCUCAGGAUCAGUGGCAGCCUGGCAGUCCUCCAUCUGGAGAACGCCGGGCUGUCGGGGCGACCGCUCAUGUUGCUGGCAACGGCCCUGAAGAUGAACAUGAACUUGCGGGAGUUGUAUCUGGCAGACAACAAGCUCAAUGGCCUGCAGGAUUCAGCCCAGCUUGGCAACCUGCUCAAGUUCAACUACAACAUUCAAAUUCUGGACCUGCGCAACAACCACAUCCUGGACUCAGGUUUGGCUUACGUGUGUGAAGGACUAAAAGAGCAGAGGAAAGGCCUCGUCACUUUGGUGCUAUGGAACAACCAGCUCACACACAACGGCAUGGGUUAUCUUGCUGCUGCACUACCUUGCACCCAGAGUUUGGAGACACUGAACCUGGGCCACAACUCAGUGGGUAAUGAGGGCAUCCACAAGCUGAAGGACGGAUUGAUUGCCAACCGCUCUGUGCUGAGACUAGGCCUCGCCUCCACCAAGCUGUCUUGUGAAGGCGCUGUGGCGGUGGCCGAAUUUAUAGCCGAGAGCCCUAGGCUGCUGCGCUUGGACCUCAGAGAAAAUGAGAUCAAGACUGGUGGACUUAUGGCAUUAUCGCUCGCCAUUAAAGUCAACACAUCUCUUCUGCGCCUUGACCUGGACCGGGAGCCCAAGAAAGAAACAGUGAAGAGCUUCAUUGAGACCCAGCGUGGGCUGCUGGCUGAGAUCCAGAAUGGCUGCAAGAGGAACUUUAUCCUGGCCAAGGAGAAAGAGGAAACCGAUCAGAAGAUGAGGCAGUCGGCAUCCAUGGCUGAAAUUGCCACUGAAGAUGGAAAAGGAGAAGAAGAGAAGGAGGAAAGCAAAGCAGCAGGGGCGCAAGGGGACAAAGAGGAGGACAUGGGGACAGUUAGUGAAGGACAGCCGAGCAGCCAGUCAGCGGCGAACUCGGAGACGCAGGUUCCUCAAAUUAACAUGGACUCCGACUCAGACACUGAGGAUGAGGAGGACGUUGAGGUUAUCACCAAGUCCUCCUCUGCAUCAAAUCAGAUUGCUCCUCAAGUCCAAUUGUUGGGCGAAACCACGUCCAAACACACGCCCCCGCCUGCCUCUCCCGGAACAAACGUUGUAUCUGAAAUCCCCAUCACAGACGCCUCAGUCCCUCCGGGCACCCCUCCCUCUCCCGGCCGCUGCAUAUCCGUUUCAAGUCCAGGGCGGGGUCACAAGAUCUUCAUGGUAACUCGGGUGGAGAGCCCACCUGAGCCGCAAAUAGGUGAGGUCCCAUCUCCCGGUCUGAAUACUUUACAAACAAGCACAGCCACUGCAGAGGCGCCGCCCGCAUCGCAAACACAGCAGGAGGUUGCGAAGCAGAGUCCUCACGUCCACAAUACGACACUGAAUCACACACUAGAGCCCCCGCCCACACAGAACGUCAUUGCCAGCACUUUAGACACACAUCCGACACCAGCCUCGCCUUUAUCAGCUUUACCUGCACAGGAUGCAGCCAAUCAGCCGCCUGAGGAUGCGGCGCGCCACACUACAAACACUCCGCCCGAGUCGCCCAGUGAGGAGCCUGCUGAAGAAAAGGAGAAAGAGGUUCCUUUAAUGGAGGAGGAGAAAGACACAAGCGGAAACACCAAAGACAGAAUGCACCCAUGUGCAUUGCAAGGCUCAGAGACACAGAACAAUACUGAAGACGAUAAGCCCACACUUAACUCAUCCACUGCAACAGAGGAGUACAGCCAGAGUCCACACCCGCACAAGGGACCUAAACAGGAAGUAGAUCCGCCUAUUCUCUUUAAACCGCCCACACCGGAGGACUCUACCGACGAAAGCUCUACAGACGAGGACGAGUGUUUGGCCGAGGUUCUGACCGACGAAGAGGGCGAGGUCGCAGGUUCACUUCUGCCCAACGGCCUGAAGCAAGAGUUCUCUCUCCACCUUCUCGACACAGAGAGCCCCAAACCUGGCAGCUGUGUGAUGGAACACGUGAGUGUCAGCUGCACACAAGACCUGGAGGAGCUGCUGCUGGAAGCCAGUUUGGAGACUGGGAGAGAUGCACCGUGAAUAAGGUCAUCUGAGGACAGGAGACGUCAACUCUCUCUGUCGCAUUUCUCCGACUUUACCCACCAAGUGUCCGAGCUCUAAACGAUCCAAGCAAGUUCCUGAAGGACAUAAUCAAUGUGACAUCACUACAUUAACUGAACACACAGCGUGUGUGUGUGUGUGUGCGUGUGUGUUACCAUGUUGUCAUCACUACUCCUUCAAUCUUCACAGGAUUGGGGCAUAGAAGAAGAAAAAAAAAACACUAACCAAAGACCAACCCUUUUGUCAUGUUUGUGUGGACUCCAGGAUACAGAGACACUAAUGGAAAUAGUCCUCCCACCUGCUUUGACGUGGUCAUAAUGAAGACUUCACUGUUUGUCCUCCUGCUCCUCUGGUGUGCUUAAAAACUUUCAAAGGGACCUUUGCCAAAGUGACCUCGCUAUCGUCUCGUCUGUGUGUCGCUUUGGCCCCCUCAGGAACAAACUCCACCCAAAUCGCUGGCGUCAGGUUUGUUAAUCAUAGUCUUUACAACACGUUCAAUUCCAUAGAACUUUUUUUUUGUUUGUUUUUUUUCUUUUGGCACCUUUGACAAAUCAAGUAUUUUCUAUUUAUUUAAUGGAUAUACAAGUGUUUUGAUUUAAGCCCCAUUUGAUCUUUUUCACUUAUUCUUCAAGACCCCUCUUUAUUUGAUGUAUAUUUCAAUAAUUAGUUUUUUUGAAAGGGGAAGUUUGGAAUGGUUGACUUCCGAUGCUGUCGGUGUGCCGCUCCGCCUGCUGGCUACCAGAGGGCGCUGGCAAACUGCAGGCAAGUCCAAUAACAUAUUUACUGCACCCAGCAGACCAUUCUAACAUUGCUGUGCUGCCCCUUAAUUACUGUAAAUGCUUUCAUUUUUAGACAUUUUUAAAAAAUCGUUAACUUAAUUGAACUGUGCUGGUAAUCACAAAGAUAUGUAUGCAGGCAAAAGUUGCUCCAUUCCCAAUAAAUGCAUGUCAUGGCUCAA